UUAUCUAAGCAACUCAUAAGAGAAUACAAAAAUUUCAGAAUUUUGAGCUCUAGAAAUAGUGAGAAUGACUAAAUUAACUUGUUAUGGUCUACAUAUUCUAAACCCGCCGGGACUUCUUUGUCAAUAGAAUAAAUAAUUUUUUCAGUUGAAAUCAUAAUAUAUAUAUUGUUAACCAAAAGAACAACCAAAAUCCAAAUCAAAUGGAUAUUUCUUUUCAUAAAAAGAAGUAAUUAAAUUGUGAAUUACGUCAAAAUUUCGGAUUAAAUUCAAAUUAUCUAUGAUUAUGAUCUUUUCACUCUUCCACCACUAUAAAUUAUUAUAGUUUCUUUUUUCCUUUUCUUAAAAUAUGCUCUAAAUAAACAUAUUAUAAUCCAUAGGACCCACUUCUACAUGAUUCUCCUACAUUAUAAAACCCUUCUCCCACUUCCUCCUCCUAAUGGCUUCAAACUAACUUCCCAAGUCUUCACACAAAAUCAAAUCAUACAAACUCUUACAUACUCUUAUAAACCAAACUAAAACCAUGAUUUCGGCGGAAAUCACCGGAUAUUUCCAAUAUCUACCACCGGAAUACCACAUAAUAAACAUGCCUUCAUCUCCAACCUCUUCCUUAAACUACCUAAACGAUUUGAUCAUCAACAACAACUAUUCCUCAUCAUCCAACAGUCAAGAUCUCAUGAUGAGCAACAACUCAACUUCCGACGAAGAUCAUCAUCAAAGCAUCGUAAUACUCGACGAGAGGAAACAAAGAAGGAUGCUUUCAAACAGAGAAUCUGCAAGGAGGUCGAGGAUGAGGAAACAGAGACAUCUUGACGAACUUCAGGCUCAGGUAAUAAGGCUUCGUAACGAGAACAACUGUCUUAUCGAUAAGCUGAACCAAGUAUCUGAGACUCAAGAUAGUGUAUUGAAGGAGAACUCUAAACUCAAAGAAGAAGCUUCUGAUCUCCGACAGCUUGUUUGUGAACUGAAAUCUAACAAGAACAACAACAAUAGUUUUCCAAGAGAGUUUGAAGAUAAUUAGUAUUUCAUCGGAGGGGCAGAGAUUUUGAGUUUGUGUCAUUACUUCUCUGUAUCAACAGGAAAAAAAUCGAGGGAUUUUGGGUUUUGGUUGUUUCUCGAAUAUUUGGUAACGAUGAUAUAUUUUUAUUAUAUACAUAAUAUAUAUAUUGAAGCUAAAUAAUCUUAGCUUUUUUAAAAGUUAAAUGAUCUAGCUAGUUCUUCGGCAUAUUCAUGUUCUCUAAUUAUAUAAAUAACCAUAAUCCUAAACAUACAAGUA
Arabidopsis lyrata subsp. lyrata is the source of this 1273-nucleotide messenger RNA. Its product is annotated as basic leucine zipper 43. The record is from RefSeq and is a predicted model, not a curated record. Gene Ontology annotation, molecular function: DNA-binding transcription factor activity. Lineage: Eukaryota; Viridiplantae; Streptophyta; Magnoliopsida; Brassicales; Brassicaceae. Gene Ontology annotation, biological process: regulation of DNA-templated transcription. The transcript has a single exon. The coding region runs from base 521 to 1018 and encodes 165 amino acids.